Molecule: messenger RNA, 2869 nt
Organism: Papilio machaon (common yellow swallowtail)
Lineage: Eukaryota; Metazoa; Arthropoda; Insecta; Lepidoptera; Papilionidae
Product: atrial natriuretic peptide-converting enzyme
Exons: 12
Coding region: 275-2662 (795 amino acids)
Biological process (GO): proteolysis
Molecular function (GO): protein binding; serine-type endopeptidase activity
Source: RefSeq, a predicted model, not a curated record
UCAGAACUCAGAGCAGACCCGUGCUGCGCUGCCUACUGCCUUGUGUUGGAGCUAGUCGGAGCUCACUCGCCGGCCAACCAGCGAGCGCGCGUGUACUGUGUAUGCGGAUCGCGGAGUACACAUCAUGUUUACAUGCCGCACGUUUCGGCAGCAGCAUAACAGAAAGCGAUAGUGUACCAGUGUUCCUAAAGUUGUGAAUGGUGGACAAGUGACGUACGUCAAUGCACAUCACAUCAAAGGUUUUAGUGCAAAAGUGCAACGGCCAAACGAAACUAUGACGUUCUCUGGAAACAUGGAAAGCAAGCCGCGAAAUGCUAAAGAGAGCUGGGAGUCAGAGUUGGGGUACGGAUGGACGCGCAGUGGUCAGCGACGAUGCCGCGGUCACCGGCCGCCGGAGUCGACGAUGUCAGUGAGCAGUGACAUCAGGUUCACGCGGCGCAAGCUGAGCCGGCCGUGUCGGGGCUGCUGCGCAGCGCUCGCGGCUCUCCUCGUGCUGCUGUUGCUGGCUGCCGUCGCCGUAUACCUCGGCCACAUGUAUCUGUUUGGAGAUCCUCUAAAUCGGCAAACGUUCCGCGGGUCCUUUGUGGUCACCUCGUGGGGAGAGACUGGAGAAGAAGAGAAUGAUCUAGAAGUAAAGAACACCACAAGAGAGUAUGAUUUACGGCAGGCGCUACACGAUGCUUACAGUAACUCUGAGCUACGAUCCUGUUUUGUUGGCGCUGAAAUUUUAGCUCUUGACAGUGCUGACGAAGGCGAGCGAGUUCACUUCGAGGUGUCGUUCGAACCGAUCUUCACUGCGGUGGGCACGCCAGACGUCACGGAUGUAAUGGACCGCCAGCUCAGGUCACCCACCGGCUACUUCAGCACUAUUACUGUUCUGCCUGACACGUUACAUAUUGAGGAAAGCUCAGUAAUAUCUUCGCAAGCGUUAACUGAAUCGGACAGCUUAGAAGAGGAGGCGACGACAACUGAGAUGAUAUCUUUCGAGCUGGUGGAGGAAGUGCGGGAAUGUGCUCCGCUUACGUUGCCGCUGUGCUCGCAUCUACCUUACAACAUCACCACGUAUCCCAACCUAGUCGCACAUCCCUCUAAGGAAGUGCUAAUGCGUGACUUGGUCGCUUUUAGAGAACUCUUAGAUGCUGAAUGCUCACAUUUAGCACAGGACUUCGUAUGCCAGAUGCUACAACCGCAGUGCUCCGACGGAAGACUGGUGCGACCAUGCCGGGCCUACUGCCGCGCCUUCCACGCGGGCUGCGGUGCGCGCUUGCCCGAAAGACUGCGCGCGCACUUCGACUGCGCACGAUUCCCGGACUACUUCGGACCCGGCUCCUGCGCACCCGAACCUGACUGCAAUGGUGGGCUACGGCGGCUGGCGUUGUCUCGGCGCGCGUGUGACGGUGUGCCGGACUGCGCGGACGCGGCGGAGGAGCGCGGGUGCGCGCACUGCACAGCGGCCGGACAGGGGGCGCUGCGUUGCGCGCUGCACCCGCGCUGUCUGCCGCAACAACACCGCUGUGAUGGAAUCCCGCACUGCCCUGACGCCAGCGACGAAGCGGGAUGCUUAUGGGUAAGUCGUUCGUUGGCGUCGUGGAAGCGAGAGACGCGCGAGAGCACGCUGGGCGCGCGUCGCAGCCGCGGCGGCUACGCGGUGUGGGCGGAGCGCGGCCACACCGGCAAGAUCUGUGCCGCACCCUACGAGGACGACAAGAAGGCGCUCAUGAACGUUGCCAACUCGCUCUGCAAGGUCUUGACCUUUACAUCGGCGAUAUCAGCUGAUGCAGUACUCGACGGAGAAGUGGAGGGGGAAUAUAAGACUGAUGAAAACAAAGAGCAGCCCGAGUACGUCGAAGUUGUUGACCCGUCCGCCGCCGAAAUAUCAUUCGUCAAAAGCGAAUGUCCAGAACGGAGAGUUCUAAAAGUCGUUUGCGAUCAACUAGAGUGCGGUCUGGCGUCAGCGCGAGGGCGCGAGGCAGGUUCGGGCGCGGCGGGACUGCCGCGGGCUGCGCGCCCCGGCGACUGGCCGUGGCACGCGGCGCUGUUGCGCGCCAACGUCCACGUCUGCGAUGGUGUGCUGCUGCACCCCAACUGGCUCCUCACCACCGCCUCAUGCUUCCAAGGUCAACCGAAAGCAGAAUGGACGGCCAGAUUCGGAACAGUUCGUAUCCAAAGCACAUCGCCGUGGCAGCAGGAGCGGCGUAUAAUUGGCUUAGUGAGAUCACCGGUUGAAGGCAGCAUGCUGGCGCUGGUGCGUUUGGAAGAGCCAGUUGAAAUGACAGAUUUUGUGCGGCCCACUUGCCUGCCAGAGGGGGGAAUGAACAACCAGAGUACAUGCAACUCACUCGGCUGGACAAGGAACAGAGAUCAAUUGCAGAGGAUACAUGUUGUCCCCACAGCUAUGCAGAGCUGCGAGAACGUCAGCAUCGCAACCACAAACGGUAUCUGCGCUGAGCCACUCUAUGAUAAAGACGAUUGUGAUGAAGAAGAAUAUGCGGGAAGUUCAAUGAUGUGCUUCGAUGAAAACUCAAAAAGAUGGAGUUUAGCUGGUGUCAGCGGAUGGAGAAUAGCUUGCAGUAAAAUUGGAUUGGGUCGACCGAGGAUCUACGAUGCAGUCUCAUCUCAUGUGGAUUGGAUUCAGAAAACAAUAUCCAAUUCAGCAAGAUGACCUUCUUACAAUAACUAGACUUACAAAGACUGCAUUCCAUGUCUUCUAAUAUAGGACUAGUAUAUUACAUUAUUUGUUAAUAUAAUUGUUAUAGUUAAGAAUUCUCAAUUUUCAUAUUCUCACUUCCUAAAAUUAAAUUAAGUGAAAAAAUUAACAAGAUGAAAAUACUCAGUGGACUAUUGGAAAGCCUUUUUUACAGUACCAUUU